Heteronotia binoei (common prickly gecko) is the source of this 956-nucleotide messenger RNA. RefSeq names its product sodium channel protein type 2 subunit alpha-like. Lineage: Eukaryota; Metazoa; Chordata; Lepidosauria; Squamata; Gekkonidae. Gene Ontology annotation, molecular function: voltage-gated sodium channel activity. Gene Ontology annotation, cellular component: axon; plasma membrane; voltage-gated sodium channel complex. The transcript has 6 exons. Bases 528 to 956 code for a protein of 142 amino acids. Gene Ontology annotation, biological process: sodium ion transmembrane transport; membrane depolarization during action potential; neuronal action potential. The record is from RefSeq and is a predicted model, not a curated record.
CAGAAGCAAAGAGGAUUCUGGAAAGGUCUCUGUGUCCCCCCCCCUCCUUUUCCACUGAAAAUUGCAUGAAUUUUUAAAGCUUUAUGGUUAGAAACCUGGAGAAUUACAAUAGGAGGCAUUUUUAAAACGUGGUCCUCUUGGCUGGAUGCUGUGCUUUGAUAUGUCCCUCCCUUCUUUACCAGAUGAUUGUCAAAAUAGAGUGCCAUGCUGUGUAAGCAACAGGAGUCUUCAGAAUUAUGGCCUGGAUUUUAGAGGCUGGGAGAGUUGCCCUGAAGUUCAUGUAUACCACAAUGGCCAGAAUUUGCUGACAGAAGAAACAUUCUGUACAAGUCUUAAGGAUGGGAUGUUUUGACUUCAGUUUGUGGGAUGAAGAGACAGUUUUGUAGUUUGCAACUAAAACAUAUUCCACCUGAAGAAAUAUACCUGCAGGAUUGGUGACUCUGUUUCAAGAUCUGACAUAGCUCAUAAAUAUAAAGGUCAUUCUUAUGCAAUAGACUAAAAGUAACUUAAAUGUGCAGGAUGAAAAAAUGGCACAGGCACGGCUGGUACCACCAGGACCUGACAGCUUCCGUUAUUUUACUAGAGAAUCUCUUGCAGCUAUUGAAAAACGUUGUGCAGAGGAGAAAGCUACGAAGCCCAAACAAGAUCACGCAGAUGAUGAUGAUGAAAAUGGCCCCAAGCCAAAUAGUGACUUGGAAGCAGGAAAACCGCUUCCAUUUAUAUAUGGAGACAUUCCUGCGGGAAUGGUGUCCGAACCUUUGGAGGAUCUGGACCCUUAUUAUAGCAAUAAAAAAACCUUCAUAGUAUUGAAUAAAGGAAAGGCAAUUUUCCGAUUCAGCGCCACAUCUGCCUUGUACAUUUUAACUCCUUUCAAUCCCCUCAGAAAAAUUGCUAUUAAAGUUUUGGUACAUUCAUAUCCUUUUGAAUAUUGUCGAAUGGUAAUUCUAGAUUUAUGA